This is a messenger RNA of Elgaria multicarinata webbii, 781 nucleotides long. It is a transcript of the gene ANKRD39, whose product is annotated as ankyrin repeat domain 39. The transcript has 5 exons. The coding region runs from base 169 to 726 and encodes 185 amino acids. Gene Ontology annotation, molecular function: protein binding. The record is from RefSeq and is a predicted model, not a curated record. Lineage: Eukaryota; Metazoa; Chordata; Lepidosauria; Squamata; Anguidae.
UCCCUGAUUGGACGACAGGGACGCCUGUAUCAGGAGCUGAAAUGCUCUUUGCUGCCGUCACUCUGGAGCGUGGCUUCCCUGUGUGCCACGGCCUGUGUCCUCCCCUACGCAGCUGUUGUGCACGGUUAUAGUGCUGUGACAAGAGAGGACCCCCAGGAGGGGGCAACCAUGGCCUCAUCACCAGGACACCACCAAGAUGGCUCCUGCUGCUCCCACCACAUGGCCGUGCCGAGUGUUCACCAGACUCUGGACGAGAUGGAUUUCGAGAGAGGGAUUUGGUGUGCCGCUCUGAACGGAGACCUCGAGAGGGUCAAACGACAGAUCCUGAACCAUGGCAAACCCAGUGAGCCUGACCCCUUUGGGUACACAGCUUUGCAUUAUGCCAGCCGCAACGGGCAUCACGCCGUCUGCCGUUUCCUCCUGGAAAGCGGAGCCGCCUGCAAUGCCCGGACCCACGGCGGGGCCACGCCCCUCCACCGAGCCGCUUACUGUGGCCACAUGGAUGUAGCCAAACUGCUGUUGGCCCACGGGGCUGAUCCGGCGCUCGUGGACGACGACGGCCAGAGCUGCCUGCACAAGGCCGCAGAGAACGGACACCAAUUGCUGUGCCAGCUCUUCCUGGAGCAAAACCCAGACCUGAGGCACGUGUGGGACAAGAACCAGAGACGCGCCGGCGACUUGGUUCCCGAUAAGAACGAAGACUUGAGGAGGGAGCUUUUGGACUGAGGGACUUCUUCGUCGAUGACCGCAGAGGAUUUGGAGAUCCUGAGGUUCCAUGUCC